Camellia sinensis is the source of this 894-nucleotide messenger RNA. Lineage: Eukaryota; Viridiplantae; Streptophyta; Magnoliopsida; Ericales; Theaceae. The record is from RefSeq and is a predicted model, not a curated record.
AUGAAAAUCCUCUGUUGGAACUGUCGUGGGCUUGGGAACCCACGGACAGUUCGUUUUCUUCAGCUUUUGUUGAAGAAGGAAGUGCCUACUAUGGUUUUCUUGGUGGAAACCAAACUUGAUGCUAGAGCUAUGGAGAGGAUUCGUUGUAAACUUGGGUUGCAGAGGUGUUUUACGGUUGAUCGUGUGGGGCUCUCGGGGGGUUUAGCAUUAUUAUGGGUUGGUGAAAUUCAGCUACAGAUUAAGAGCUUUUCAAGAGGCCAUGUUGAUUCAAUUAUCCUUUCUGAGUCUGGGGUUGCAUCAUGGUGUUUUACUGGGUUCUAUGGAAACCCGAUCGCUUCUCUACGGAGUGAUUCGUGGGAACUGUUGCGACGCCUUCAGGAUCAGAUGCACCUGCCAUGGUUGUGUGCGGGAGAUUUCAACGAAAUUUUGUAUGCCCAUGAAAAAUCUGGAAUGGCGGCAAGAAGUCAAAGGCAGAUGGAUGGCUUCCGCCAGGUCCUUUCUGACUGUGACUUAGCUGAUCUGGGUUUUGAAGGGGCAGCUUUCACUUGGUGUAAUGGUCGGGCGGGGGAUGGUAUGAUCCGGGAACGUUUGGAUAGAUGUGUGGUCAAUGAGAGGUGGUUAAAUUCUUUUCCGAUGGCUCGGGUCUACCAUUUGGGAGGUACAUCAUCUGACCAUCUUCCUAUAUUGUUAGAUCUGGAAGGGGUUAAAGCUCAGAUGGCCCACAGGCCGAAAUACCGAAAGUUGUAUCGUUUUGAAGCAAUGUGGUUGCGAGAGGAGGAUUGUGAAGGCAUCAUUACAAGGGAAUGGCACCAAGAUAGUAAUCUCUCUGGGGUUGAGCUUGUGUCAGGUAAAUUGCGAGCAGUGGCUUCUCAGUUGCAAGCUUGGAAUUGGUAG